AUGUCGACCGUAGCACCUCAAGGCGGUUCACAAUGGAACGCCGCUUCCUCGUCCAGCAGCAGCAGCACUGCGGGCACAUCGGCUCAAUCCAGUGUGCCCUUUGCUUUCGAUGCAGGUCAAAUCGCCGCUCAAGCUCAGAGCAUCUACAAUGCCACGAACGAAGAGCAGGUACUGCCAUUGUAUAGCAAGGUGGCCGAGUGGAUUCAAGAACAGACUCGCGGAGAAAGCGGCUUGAACAGCUUGGCAUCCAAGUUGGACGAUGGAAAGUUGUUGCAGAGCGUGGAAAAGGUCCAAACCGCAGUUGUCGCCUACUCGAUCGAUCAGCAAUCUCAAGAUGAGUCGAGUGGGAGCGGGAGUGGGAGUGGGGAAAGGGAAGAGGUAUCGCCUGAAGAAGUGGGUCAAGCAGCAGCUUUGCUCGCUCUCAAGGCUUUUCUCUCCUCUUCAGAAGGUAGCGGGUCAGAUUUGCACGGCAGGCUGGUCGCUGCAUCCAUCGCUCGUGCUGCCAGACUUUUCGAUGAGAAAUCUCGAUUGGGCGUGGUGAGCAAGUGGGAGGGUGAGGGUGAGGGUGAGGGUGCAGAGGCUGGAAGAGAAGCAUCGAUGCGGAGCGCUGCAGAGACGGCUGUAGGCUUGAUGUUGAAAGAUCCUUCUUUCGCUACCAUCGGAGGUGCCUCCUCUUCCUCCUUGGCUGGGCUAAAUAAGAGCGCUGCCGCUCGAUCGAUCAAGCAAUCUGUGCCCACUUCUGCUUCUACCGGUGCGCUUCAAACUUCCAUCAGCGCCAAUGCCAGCACCAGCACCAGCGCCGGUCCAUCAUCUACGCACCCAGCACGUUCAGCCUCUCUUUCCAGCGCCUCCAAUCCCAUUCGACCACCUCUACCGCUCCUCAAAUCUGACGCGCAUCGUCAAGCUCCCAAGUCAUCCCUCGAGUCCAACGGCAUGGCUCACCAAGUCGACUACUUUUGCCUGUCAGCGUUGAGCAUAGAGAUGGUAUCCGUCUUGGCCGCUUCUACAAUCAUCGCAAGAAAGAGGAGGAACAGGGUGUUUGAGGAUAUGAGGGAAGCGGGACUGGUCGUCAAUCAGGAAAUUCACACGGAAGAGACGGAGUUGUUGAGGAGGUUGGAGGGGAUAGGAGCUAGUGCGGGGCACGGCUUUGCAGACAAACUCUUGCUCGAGAGACAACAGCCUCCUCCCUCUUCGACCUUGGAAGUGCUCAAAUUCGUCUGCAAAGAAGUCUGGACUGCCAGCUUCGAAAAGCAGGUGGAUCACUUGCGAACGAACCACAAGGGUGUCUAUGUGCUGCAGGACAACCACUUCAAAACUCUUCGGCAUAUCAGCGCACCGCUCGGUCCUUCCGAUUCCGCCCAAGCAGCCAAAAUCCACCUCGCCUAUCCUACGGGAAUCGUUCGAGGAGCAUUGGCGCGACUGGGAGUGCAAGCUAGUGUGGUGGGCGAGACUUCACCUCAUCCGGGUCAGUUGAGCGCUUGCACUUUUCAUGUCAGGACCGCCUUGGCUAGCACACACAGCAGCAACAACAAUGCUGCUUCGGAAGUGCCAGCACAGCAGCAGCAGCAGAGGGUCUCAUCCAUCGCUUCUGUUGGUGCGAGAUGA
Molecule: messenger RNA, 1605 nt
Organism: Ceraceosorus guamensis
Lineage: Eukaryota; Fungi; Basidiomycota; Exobasidiomycetes; Ceraceosorales; Ceraceosoraceae
Exons: 4
Coding region: 1-1605 (534 amino acids)
Biological process (GO): regulation of GTPase activity; endoplasmic reticulum to Golgi vesicle-mediated transport
Cellular component (GO): TRAPP complex; cis-Golgi network; trans-Golgi network
Source: RefSeq, a predicted model, not a curated record